This is a messenger RNA of Aphanomyces astaci, 5236 nucleotides long. RefSeq lists its product as hypothetical. The coding region runs from base 33 to 5123 and encodes 1696 amino acids. Gene Ontology annotation, biological process: regulation of post-transcriptional gene silencing. The transcript is spliced from 9 exons. The record is from RefSeq and is a predicted model, not a curated record. Lineage: Eukaryota; Oomycota; Saprolegniomycetes; Saprolegniales; Verrucalvaceae.
GACCAAACACAACAAUUGCAAGGUCAAUCGAAAUGCAAAAGGAAGCGCGUCGCAUCCUGGAUGACGCGAGGGCGGACGUGUCUGGAGAACGAUGCUUGCUCCGAGUGUUGGAUGCAAUCACAGUGACGGAAUCGAAUGCAUUGAGCCAACUCCUCAUGGCUGGUCUUUACGAGAUGGCGGACAACGCGCUGUUUACGCGCAAGUCGCUGCUCCAUCACGUCAGUCGCGUAGCCUCCCUUCCGACGUUGUCCGACGAAAAAGCCGAGUACGUCGGGUAUGCCUUGGCGGGGCUGGCGUUUUCCCUCUGGACCAACGACGACGACGAAAACGACGACGUCAACAAGUCGCUUUCGCGGGUCUGGCAAGGGCAUGCGAUGGUGCUCGUUGGCGUGACCGCGUACGUGGAAGAGACCCUUGUGACGCUUCCGUCCGCGGAUCGACAAGUGCUGUUGUCGUGCUUCCGCCAGUUGUUUCUGCGUACUCUUGGCAGCCCCGCAACAUCUCCCCUCGUCAAGCAAACCGUGGCCUCGGUGAUUGUUCGCAUUGGAUGGAGCGUGGAUGUCGAGUCCCAGCGCAUCUUCGUGGUGCAAUCCUUGCUUCUCCGCACUAUCCAACUGCUCCCGAUCGACUCGAACAUUGCCUCGACCAUGCUUCUCAGCACCGUCGACCUCGGCACAUCCAUCCGCGACGCGACUACCCACGCCGCCAUCGCGUCCACGCUUCUUAGCCGACUGCCGCAUGUCCAAGCCCUAGGUCGCGGCGCCUUGCACCUCCUCCUCGCCCUCGAGUCACUCGUCACCGCCGCCCCCGCCAUCGCAUGGGACGUGGACGUCAACCUCGUUGGCGUGCUGGCCUUGGUCGUCGCCAAACUCGCCGCCGUCGACCAAGCGAUUCUCCUUCGCGUGCUGCGCGUCGUCUUGAACGCCGCGCCGGCACCCGGUAGCCCGAGGCACGUAUACGCCGAAGUGUUAUUUGCGCCGUUGCUACAGUUGCUGCCGGCGUCGGCGUCGCACUUGCAGCAACUCCAACACUUGACCUCGCACGUCCCCUUCCAGCCGCGUCCUGACGCCGCCGCCCCGACAUCAACGCUGUCACUGGCGUCUCUUAUCAGUCCGCAUGUUUCGCUAGUGCAUUUGCUCUCCUCUUCCGUCCACUCCCAUCAUGCUGAGGCGUGGCUCGACGCCGCCACACGCCACCUGACGUCGUCGUCGGUGGACCUCCCCCCCUUCGAUCCGGACGCCGUCCUCGUCACGUGCGCGCUGCUCUUCCAUCCGUCCCCCGAAGUCCAAGACGCCGCGAUUGCUGCCGCCAAGGCGUCUGUCCUUGCUUGGCCCGCCGCCGGACGGAUGCUCGUGCCGUGCAUAGUGUACGCCCUCGCCAUCCCUCGACCGUCGUCGUCGUCUGUCCUCGCGCUUCUGCAUGUGCUCUUGGCGGCCGCGACGGACUCGGACUGCAUGAAGACCAUUUUGAAAACGAUCCACGCGUUUGCCGACGUCCCAUCAACCAAAGCGUUGGCGCUGCGCCUGUUGUACCAAGUAUGGACCCUCGAAUCCCGCGUGUACCCGCGAUUGGAAGAGAUGCUCGCGACAAGUACGACUUCGAACGACGAAGCGGACGUCGAGUGGCAAGUGUGCCAACUCUACACGAUCCUGCAGCUGUGUCAAGUCCGUGGAGACCUCGGCCUCAACUUUAUCGCGACGAUCCAGCAGUCGUUGGAGCAUGCGCUGCCGUCCGUCGCGGCGAUGGCCGUCGCAUGUGUCCGCGCGCUGUGUGUCGGCGACUGCUUGGACUUUGCCGCCGCGUGCAAGAUCCUCGCCACAAAACAGCGCAAAAAAAAGAUUGCAUGCAUGGACCACCCAUUGUACCAAGAAGAAUUGUGUCAUUUGUAUGGCGCGGGUGGGUCGAUGGUGUCGGGAAAGCCGCCCUUCUUGGACCAGCUGUGGGCGUUCGCCACCGCCGUGCAUCCGUCCGUGCGCCUCGCGGCCGUGGAGGCGCUGGCGCAGUUCCCCUUGCACUGGAUCGGCCUCAAAGCAGAGUCCGCCGCGGAUCUGAACGCCGCGCCUUCCGAGGCGGAGGACGCCGAAGUCGAACAAGCGAUCGACCGCCUCCUCCUAGUCAUGACAGAUGAAGUAGACCCGGACGUCCGACGGGCCAUCGACCGCCUCGUGGAGCGAGUGGGUCAAGACGAAGCCAAGCUGCCGCGGAAGCGCUUUGUGGCGGAGCGGACGUCUACGGGGGCGACGCGGGAGAUGCGCAACCUGCUGCCGACCCAUUCCCAUCUCCGUGCCCUGUACACGGACACGGUGCCGCGGAUGCUGCGGCAGGCGUUGGCGGGUGCCGUGCUCACGUCGUUUGUGAGUCCGACAGUCGACGACAGCGUCCGCAAGCGCAAGGACAAACUCAUCAAGCACAUGCAGGUGAUGUGGGAGGACGCGACGGGGCUCAAGUCGCAGCUGCGGGAGGACGCGGGCACGAGCGAGUGCAAUGCCGAGUGGCCGCUGCAGCUGGCGCUUGUGGUCGGGUGGGAGCAGUUUACGGCCCAAUACCUUUCCCUUCGUCACGAGUUGGACGACGCUCUGCGACCAGGUGCUUCAGACGAUAAUGAUCGAGGGAUUGAAAGGCUGGCGGUGGACCUCGUCGCACAAGUUGCCGACGCUUCGUCGCCGUCGUCAUCCCCGAACGACCUCUUGAUGCUGGGGGUGCUGGCGCGGCGGCUGCCGUCCGAGCUGCAUGUGCUGUCGAAUCGCAUCGUGGAAGUGCUGCUUCGAUCGCUCAGGUUAUCGCUGGUCAAGUCGUCAGAUGGGCAAGCCGCGUCUGCCGUCGACGGACCCCACAACGCGAUCGUGGCGCUAGGACUGGCCGCCCAGGGCGCAUUGGGGUUGCAUGAACACCGAGUGGAAGAAAUCGCAGACAAACUGGUUGGAAUGUUGAGAAGUCCAGACGACGCGGCACUGGCGCCGGCGUGCCUCUUGGCGCUGGGGCAUGUCGUGCAGUCGCUCAUGGUCAAGCAAAUCGCGCCCGAGCUAAUGCGCCGGUUGUUUGCGACGCUGGUGCGUCACUUGGUGGAGGCCACCGUCGUCGUCGGGGGGGAGGAGGUGGACAUUUCAACGGAUUUAAACGUGAUUCCAAACAACAUAACGGAUUUGGCGAGUCGAUCCAACCCGAACAAGGCCAAGAUAUCGGCCGCCGUGACUGCCCUCGCGCUGGCAAGCGAAGGCUGUAUGGUGGCACAGCAGCCGCAGUGGCUCAUGGGCUUACGAGAGCUGCUCCUUGCGCUGUACGCCAAGGGGUUCUCCGAGGUCCUCACAGCCCUUCCCGUCGUGUUGUUGCAGUGUUUGCAGUUUGACUUGAUCGGGUGGAAUCAAGUCGACUCGUUUGUCGACUUGUGCGUCGCGGGGCUGGACGACCCAGAAGCGUUGGUGGCGCUGCCGUACUUGCUCUGCCGGACGCAACCGCUGGGCCACGUCGUCACAUCCCCCGACGUGGCUUCUCGGAAGCUACUCACGCGUCUCAUGGACGUGGCCACCGACCCGUCGCGGCAGUUUACGGCCACCGCGAGAGCCUAUGCGACGCUGGGGCUGGCCAACUUGUUGGGCGUUGGGCUCGCCAUCGAUGUCCGGCCGACGUCGUGGAAAGGAAUGUUGGUCUCAAGAGUCGACGCAGAGAAAGCCAUCGCGUGCGUCACCAGUUUGACGAGCUUGUGCCCCAUCCAACGUGUCCGGAUCUACGCCGCGUGGGCGCUGGGGACCAUCGCUUCCGUCGGAACUUCAGGGGAUGCGUUUCAGCUUAAAAAUGCAGGCAUGGACGCGGGACUGCAAUUGCCACCGUCGUCAAUUACGUACAAAUUGCUGGAUCGCCUGCGCCAGGUCAAGCAAUUCUCGGCGUUAGAUGCCAACUGGGUCGCCAGUACCCUCACGGGGCUCGCGGCGUGCCAGAUCCCGACCUUCCAUUAUGCGACGCUGGUCCAGCGACUGUUGAAGGCGGGGCUCGGCGAUGACGUGGCGCUGUCGGUGGUAUCCUUUGCCUUCCGCCACUGUGUCCAAGACCCGUCGCUGCUCAGUUUUGUGCUGGAAAUGACCAGCCCACCCCGGUUUCAGCACCUCUCGCCGGCGCUCCAAGCGUCGUUCGUCCGCCAAGUACCCGCGCUGGCCAAGCUCGUGCCCCCGACCCAACUGCACACGAUUCUGUUAGCUAUUCUUGUCGCCAUCCCACGCUGUCGUCGUCAUGCCGGCGACGACUCGCGUCGUCUGUUCGAGUUGAUGCUCGAGGUCAUUCCCGCCUGCGCGUCGGCGGCUGCGUCGCCCGCGGCGACCGCUGUCUGCACCGACAUGCUCUUGGACGACGUAUUUCCGCAACUCAUUGCAGCAACUACGUCAGAAACGAUGUCGUUGCUGCCACUGUGUCGAGUGUUCACCGUGGCCGUCUUCAAAGUAGAUCCAAAGCAGCAGCAGGCCAAAAGACGCUUUAUCGACUUGUUGCGGCUCCACCAACAACCGGACCAUGCCGCGGAGGAUGUCGCCGACGGCGUCGCCGCCUGCGUGUGUCUGUUGGAACUGUUUCGUCUCGGGGGGGUGGAACCCAAAGAACUCCGCGGGGCGGUGCUGCCCUACUUGGCCAGCUGUGCCACGUCAUCGCGUUCCUUGAUUCCCGUCGAGACCCUCGUGCUGCACGCCGCCGCGAGCCUCGGCCAGUUGCAACCAAACGAUCAGCUUCUGUGGCUGCUCGACUUGGUCAAUUGGAUCGGACUCAAACUGUCGUCGACCCAAACCCCCUCGAGUGGCUUGCUGCUGGUGCUGCUAUUGGGCGCCCUCUGCGUCCGGUGGAGCCCCGUCGCGGCUACGCAGGCGCAGUGGCUGUGGCUAAGCAACCCCGACCAAGUGCCGUUCGUGGCGAAUGUGCUGCCGGCCGCAUUUGCGCAAGUUCUGGUCAAACUCCACGCCCAAGUGGACGCCCACGCCGCGCGCGACCUCGUCUCGCAGUUGCUCGUGCUCGUGCAGCAGCGCCCCCAGCAACAAACUGACACGUGCUCGGUCCACGAAGCCAUGGUCGUGUAUGCUUAUGUCGUCCCCCAGACGCAGCUUUGUGUCGACGCAGCCAAGUUUAUCGACCAUUUCUGCUCCUAACAAGUAUGAAUACAGUACUACUGUACCACGAAGAACGAAUGCAAGAUACUGCUGUGGCUUUGCUUUUGCACAUAUAUGUCACCGUAAGUCAAUAGGCAAAGUGCACACACGAC